AUGCAGAGAUCUAUCCAGAAAGCAAUUGUUUGGUUGGGAGCCAUCUUCAUCGUAUACCAAGUCUUUUCACUUCUCUUCGCAGGACGUGCCCCGCGAAAUGGUUACUCAAAAGCAGUCUCACAGUUUGCCUCUGCCAAGCUAAAAGGCGACCCGCAAAGAGCGGCCGCGAUAGUCCAAGCAUUCCGGUUUUCGUGGGAUAAAUAUGAGCAAUUUGCUGCGCCUCAUGAUACGUUAUUGCCGAUCAGCAAGACCUAUGAGGAUGAUCGAAAUGGCUGGGGCGCGACGGCGGUUGAUGGGUUGAGCACCGCUAUCAUCAUGGAGGACGCUGAGAUCGUGGAUAAGAUUCUCAGACAGAUUAUGCUUACAGAUUUUACUGUUACUAUUGUGCCGGACCAGCCUAUAUCUCUCUUCGAAACGACUAUUCGCUAUCUCGGAGGGCUUUUAUCUGCUUAUGACCUGCUGUCUGGCUCAUAUAAGCACCUGGCCACGGAUAUCUAUCUAAAGAACAACUUGCUCACAGCAGCUGUUAUUCUCGCAGACAGACUCAGCAUCGCCUUCGAUACACCUUCCGGCAUUCCCGACGAUGAGAUCAUCUUUAAUCCUCAGCUCCGACGCUUCGGCAACAUCGACAACUCCAUCACUUGCUUUGGCACACUCGUCCUCGAAUGGACCCGACUAAGUGAUCUUACUGGUAAUCAAACAUACGCCAAGCUUGCGCAGAGAGCUCAAGAUCAUCUGAUCCACUCCAAGACGAAACAGUCCUUUACACUUCCAGGUUUGAUAGGCACAUACGUCAAGCUCAAAGAUGGCUACUUUGGUGAUUAUCAAGCUGGUUGGGGAGGUGGCUCGGAUAGCUACUAUGAGUACCUGAUCAAGAUGUAUGCGUACGAUCCAGUCGCUUUUGCCGAGUAUGGAGAGAGCUGGAUCAAGGCGGCCGAGUCGUCGAUGUCGUACCUGGCUUCUUCACCAUCGACGAGACCUGAUCUGACGUUCCUGGGAGAGAUGCGCGGGGAUACCAUGAUUCCGAUUUCAAGUCACUUGGCAAGUGUUUGCGGCGGCUCGCUGAUUCUGGGAGGGCUCCUUCUCCAGAACCAAACAUUUGUUGACUUCGGCGUCAAACUCUCGGAGUCAUACUAUGAAGUCUACCGUCAAAGUCCAAGUGGUAUCGGCCCCGAACUCUUCCGCUGGGUCGACGAUGGCCGUCAGCCUCUGGCCAAGGCAUCAUCCAAACGUCUUCCCGCGCCAAAAUGGCAAUCCUUUUACGAAAAGAGCGGCUAUUACCAUACCAACGCAGAAUACAUUCUCCGCCCAGAGACGAUCGAAAGUCUGUACUACGCCUACCGCGCCACUGGGGAUCGCAAGUACCAAGACUGGGCUUGGGAGGCGUUUGAGGCAUUGAACAGAAUGUGUAAGGUUGAAGGAGGUUACACAGGUUUGAAGAGUGUUAUGAAGACGAAGAAUGAUAAGACGAGGAAGUUUGUUGACAAGAUGGAGAGUUUUUGGUUGGCAGAAACGCUGAAGUAUUUGUAUUUGAUGUUUGCGGAGGAUUCAGAGUUGCAGGUUAGGAGUGAUGGGAAGAUGAAAUAUGUGCUUAACACGGAGGCUCAUCCGCUACUUGUAAGAGGGAAGUAG
This is a messenger RNA of Fusarium fujikuroi IMI 58289, 1632 nucleotides long. Its product is annotated as related to class I alpha-mannosidase 1B. Gene Ontology annotation, cellular component: endoplasmic reticulum; Golgi membrane. NCBI's taxonomy places the organism in Eukaryota, Fungi, Ascomycota, Sordariomycetes, Hypocreales, Nectriaceae. Gene Ontology annotation, molecular function: calcium ion binding; mannosyl-oligosaccharide 1,2-alpha-mannosidase activity. The coding region runs from base 1 to 1632 and encodes 543 amino acids. The record is from RefSeq and is a predicted model, not a curated record. The transcript has 4 exons. Gene Ontology annotation, biological process: carbohydrate metabolic process; N-glycan processing.